UCUAAUUAUAUUUCGCAUGAAUCAAAUCUUUAAAUAAUCAUACAAUAGAACUAAUGAUAAAAAACAAGGUUCCAUAGAAAACGUUUAUUUAUUUUACAAUUAUUUUGUUGCAUCGUUGGUCAACGUGUGUAAACUGAGUGUUUUUCUCGGAAUUAGCUUGGCCCAGGCUCUAUUAUUUCACAAUGCAACAGUUGCAACCAGUGAUUUCCUGUUUUCGGUUUUUUGCUUUUGCAUUGCAAAGAUGAAUUUUAUCCAUUGUAUUUUGAAAUUCAUUUGUAUUUUUCAUAUCAGUGUUAGACUUUUACUUGAAUAUUUCGAGAUCUUGAGGCUAAAUACCCGUCUUCGACUCUGAACAUUAUUGCACAAGUUGUGUUGUUUUUUCAGUACCAAAUUCACAAACACCCGGUCUCCGUCAAUGAACGUCGAUCGUUUUGAUGCGUUAUCAUAAUCAAGAAAUUGUUAUUUUUCACCUACAAUAAUUAUGGAGAAAGGUGAUUCCAGAGCAUUUUUUGCGAGAACGUGCGUUGAGUAUUGUUUGAAGGCCCAGAACCAGGUUCCUGACUUGAAUCCUCCUGAGAAUCCUUCCAGUUUCAUUAAACCUAUUGAAGCGCCGACAUUUCAUCCCACGAAAGAUGAAUUCUCGGAUCCAAUAGCCUACAUUAAUUCUGUCAGGCCACUAGCUGAGCAAUUUGGGAUCUGCAAAGUAGUACCUCCACCGGGAGUUACUUUUCCUCUAUCGCUACCCGUUGACACCUACAAUUUCUCCACCAGAUUGCAACACUUAAACAGGAUUGACGCCGUUGCAAAAAGCAGAUCGAUUUUCUUGGGUAGACUGUCUAAGUUUUACCAACUGAGAGGCUUUGCAUUGGAGACACCUACUCUAGAAUUUCGAAAAGUGGAUUUAUAUUCACUUCACCACGCCGUAGAAAAAGAAGGAGGGUACAACGAAGUCUGUAAAAAAUACAAAUGGGAGGAGGUGGCCAAGGAGUUGGAUUACAAGCAUUUCGAGACUAUCGCCUUGGCCCUGCUAGAAGUUUACUACACAAUCAUACACCCAUAUGUGAUGGUUGUAAAAGCAUCAGAUGCAUUCCAUUCCUUAAUCGUGGAAGGUAUGACCCAGGAACCCAAGGCUGAGAUACACGCUGUUAAUAUGAGUAGCUAUGAUAAAGAACGCAUCAAGUGCGUAGAUUUACAGAUCCUGGAAGCUUCGAUUAAAUUGGGAGAAGAACGACGCAACGUUGAGGAAUUGCACAACGUUGAGGAAUUGCCUGCUCAAGAACAGGUUUUAAUUAUACUUGAGACUAACGAUAAAGUGAAAGAAUUAGAAGAAAUGUAUUUGACUACUGGUUACCAUGCUGAAUUUGAGGAACUUGAUAUUGAUCAGAAUUUGUUCAAAAAUCCCAAAGAUUUACUGACGAGACGUGGGACCAAACGUAACAGUACUCAUUCAACUCAACAUGAAUCUAAGAGCAAAAUGUCCAAAGCAGAUGGCACAACCAACGAUGAUUUUCUAUUUAAAAUUCCUGGUCUUCCAAUUUCUACACUCAAACUGAAAAUACAAGCGAAAAACCGACUGAAGAGACUGAAGAAACUGUUGAGAAAGUCUUUAGAAAAGGAAAGAAAAGCUAAGAGAAUGCGUGACAAAUUGAAGUUUAGAAUGAAUAAAAAACAAAGGAAGGCAGCGCUCAGAAAGGAAUGCGAAGCAUGUAAACAACAAAUUAAUCAAAUUUUACUGGACUGCGCGUACUGCAAGAAAAGUUUUCAUAUAAAGUGCAUCAUUCCAGAAAUGUAUCAAGUUCCUAAAGGAAAGUGGCAUUGUACUCCAUGCAUUGCAAUGGAACUGAAACAUACUCCAGAUACAUUUAAACAAGCAUUUGAUCAUUGUGAAAAACAGUACCAUAUAAACGAGUUCCAAGAAAUGGCUGAAACCGCCAAGAAAAAGUUCUUCCCCCUAAUGAAUGGAGAGUAUCCUACAUCAGAAAUGGUGGAGCAAAGAUUUUGGGAAAUUGUUGGUUCAGAAAAUACAAUGGUUGACACGGUGGUCGAGUAUGGAGCCGACUUGACUUCGGAACACGGCACUGGCUUCCCCUCACACGCCUCUGCUCGAACGGAGGCAAAACCUAAGAAGCGUGCAGUGUACGAAAGAUUCGUCGAGCAUCCGUGGAAUUUGAAUAACAUAGCGGCUUGCGCCACAUCUGCAUUGAAAUACAUAGACGAACCGAUUUCUGGCAUGCAGAUUCCAUGGAUGUAUAUCGGGAUGAUUUUCUCUACAUUCUGUUGGCAUAAUGAGGAUCAUUGGUGCUACUCAAUCAACCAUUUGCACUUGGGUGAUGUUAAAACGUGGUACAGUGUUCCUGGCCAGUACGCAGAAAAAUUUGAAGAAACUGUGAAAGAACUUGCUCCUGAACUAUUCGAAGCUCAACCUGACACUCUGCAACUUCUAGACACGCUAGUCAACCCGAACGCCUUGAUGAAAAAAGGCGUUCCGGUAUACAGAAUGGACCAAAAAGCGGGCGAAUUCAUGAUCACAUUUCCGAGAGCCUACCAUUGCGGUUUCAACCAAGGCUUCAACCUGGCUGAAGCUGUCAACUUCGCUCCGGCUGAUUGGAUUAAAAUGGGCCGUAGAUGCGUGGAAGAGUAUUCCUUAUUGAAAAGGAACAAUGUAUUUUCGCACGAUGAACUGAUGUUUAAAAUUGCAGAACAUGCUGCAGAUGCAGAUGUACGCAUAGCUGCUGCAGCCUAUCACGACCUUUACUACGCAGUCAAAUCAGAACUCAAACUUCGACAAUUCGUCGUUAGUCAAUGGGGCGCUGAGGAACUUGGUAUGAGAUUCCGCUUUGAACGGUUUCCGGACGACGACAGGCAAUGCGUCCACUGUAAAACAACAGUUUAUUUGUCAGCUGUCAUCUGCAAAUGUAGUGCCGAUGUCCAGAGAAUGGUGUGCAUCAAACAUUAUGACAAAUUGUGCACAAAAUGCAAACCUCAAGAACACUGUCUCAUCUUGAAGCAUACUGCGGAACAGAUGCAUGAACUUUUCAAAAACCUCCUGGACGUGGUGGAUCCUUAUGAAAAAUGGGUGAAGAGAAUGAGAUUCCUUUUUCGCCAGAAUGCACAAUUAGGUGACUGCAUAAAGCAAGGAAUGAAGAGUCUGUUAAAAGAAGCGAAGCAGAAAUCUUACAUGAGUCAGCAAUUCUUUCACAAUAUUAAGGAAGUUAUCAAGUUCGUAUUAUUUGCACCGACAUGCUGUUUGACCGUUUAUGGAAAGGCGAUAAUAACAAGCGACUCCGAGGCGUUUAUGUACCUGGUUCACUUUGUUGAACAUAUUUUGGAUGUCGGACACUACUCACUGUGUUCUAACACAGUUUUCAAAAUUUGUAAAUGCCUCACUGACUUCAAAUAUGCUCAUUAUGAUGAAUCUAUAAAUGAACCAGAUCAUCAAUCAGAAUCAUCAUCAAGUUCUGAAUGUGAAUCUGAUUCGCGAUCAGAAUCAGCAUCAUCUUCUUAUUCUGUAUCUGAUCGACAAAAAGCAUCAUGUUCUUAUUCUGUAUCUGAUCGACAAAAAGCAUCAUGUUCUUAUUCUGUAUCUGAUCGACAAAAAGCAUCAUGUUCUUAUUCUGUAUCUGAUCGACAAAAAGCAUCAUGUUCUUAUUCUGUAUCUGAUCGACAAAAAGCAUCAUGUUCUUAUUCUGUAUCUGAUCGACAAAAAGCAUCAUGUUCGUAUUCUGUAUCAGAUCGACAAACACCAUCAUGUUCUUAUUCUGUAUCUGAUCGACAAAAAGCAUCAUGUUCUUAUUCUGCAUCUGCUCGAAAAUCAGCACCACGUAAUGUGGAAUCUGAUUCAGAAUAUGAAUAUCAUUCAGAAUCAGACUCAGAUUCAGAUUAAAUGUGAACAUCAGACUUCCGUAUGACAGAAUUAGACUUCAUCAGGAUUUCAUCAGACUUCAACUUCCUGACUUCAUCAGGCUUCCUUAUGACAACUGUUCAAAUCAUUUUAUUUCUUGACGACUAUUUUAUAAUAUUGGUCUAGUUGACCUUCAAUUAUAAUGGAGUGAUCCGUGGUCUAGUGGGUAGUGCUUGCGUAGCAGCCUAGAGAUCCACGGUUCAAACCCGCUUAUCACCAAAAGUUUUUGAACAGGUCACUCCCGUGUCAUCGGAUGGGCACGUUAAAUUGUCGGUCUUGGCUGAAUUAUGAGAGUCUUAAGGCUCAUUCAGGGCUCAAAUGAUAUAUUCAGGCGAGGUGGAACUUCCGGCAGGAACUUCCUACCAAUAAAAGCCAUACGAAUAUUAUUAUAAUAGAAAUUACUUAUACCCUCUUUGUACUUUUUAUAUAAACACAACUAGACCUACUUUCAGCAUUGUCAUUUCCAAGUAUCAAAGUGAAUUACUAUUUCUCAGUGAUCAAAUAUUUUACCUUUAUUAAGCAGCUGGCUCAUUUUAUAUUUGUAAUGUAAAUAUUAGGAUUUACAUAUGAUAAGUAUUGAAUAUUUUUAUCAUCUAGCAUAUUUCAGAUCUUUCAGCUUUGAAAUUCUUUCAAUUGCUAUAAUAAACAGUUCAGGGAAGUAGUUGAUCAGAAUAUAUUUACCUAUUGGAUUUAUAUGUACUUUAGUCAGUUAUACAAUCGUAUACAUAUAAGGAUUUACAUGAUGGAUCCAUUUAUAGAACCCUGCAUACGCCUACUUUCUAUAGGCAUACUUUCUACAAUCGGGCCUACGUUAUAUUUCUGUAUCAUUGAUCAUGUUUUGUAAAUAGAAUCGAAUAUAUGUUAGUGAUUGACGUGUUGCCGCCCGAGCAUUAGAUACAAAGUAUCACAUACAUAAUCAAUUCUAUGUUGUGAAGAUUUUACGAGUUUAUCUUUCUAUGAUGCAUUAGAAUUAAGACAAUCUUCUACUUGAAGUUUACUUUUUUGAUGUGAAUAUUCUAAAAGUAUAUAUUUGUUGAAGUGUAGAUAAUGUUUAUGAAGUGGAAAUUUUACAGAUUUAUUUUCCUAAGAUUUAUCUACGUUGAAGUUGUAAUAAAUUAUGUGAUGCUGUAAACAUACAGAAAUUUUCCGACAUUUUGACAAAAAUUACACCAAACUUUGGUGAACAUGUUACAUGCCUAUUAUUCCAUCUAUUUCGAUGUAGAAACAUUUUUCAGUUUGUGUAUAAACAAUUUUCACAAUGUGUAUAACACUACUUAUACUUUCAACAUAGAUGCAUGUGGAAUUUCCACCAGACAAAUUUCGGUGUAGUUUUUGGAAGGUAUCUGCAUCACAUGACUUUUUACAACUUCACCUUCCAUCUUAGGAAAAAUGCCAUAUUGUUAUGAAAAUGAAAGUGCUAUUUGAAUAAUAAAGCACAUUAUUGAAUUAUAAAACCUCCUUGUAAAUAAUUGAAUUGUAACAAUUUGAUAGCUGCCUAAUAUGUAUCAUAACAUUGUGAUAGAUGUUGUUGCAUUUCUCUUGUAAACUGAUGUUACCGUUCUUAGGAAUAAGAGUUAGAUAUGUGUUUUUUCCGAUAGGACUUGAACAAUAAGAGUUUUGGCUUCUGCAUUCUUUGACCGAAUAAAGUUUUCAAAUUUUGCAGAUGUCUGACUAACUACGUACAUGCUCAUACUAAUGAAUCUGAUCCUAGAUCAGCAUCGGGUUUAUCUAAUUUAGAAUCAAUGUAAAUAUCAGACAUCUGGCUAUCCUCAUGUCAACUAUUCAAACACUUUAUAUCAUGACAAAAUAUUAUAUUUGAUAAAUAAAAGUCAAAUAUUUUUGGUCGAGUUUGAAUAUACAGGUGUUUUCACAUGAAGGGUUCAAUUAUAGAACCCUUGCAUACGCCUAUAAAUGCCUAUAUCAUCGAUCAUGUUUUGUUUAUUAAAUAUUUUAUAUCAUGACAAAAUAUAUUUGAUAAUUAUAUGUCAAAUAUUCUAUAAUCGGCCGAGUUUGAAUGUAUAUUUACCUAUUGGAGUUGUGUAGAUUUUAGUCAUUAAUACAUCAAAGGAUUCACAUGAAGGGUUCAACUAUAGAACCCUUGCAUACGCCUAUGAAUUCCUAUAUCAUCGAUCAUGUUUUGUUUAUUAAAUAUUUUAUAUCAUGACAAAAUAUAUUUGAUAAUUAUAUGUCAAAUAUUCUAUAAUCGGCCGAGUUUGAAUGUAUAUUUACCUAUUGGAGUUGUGUAGAUUUUAGUCAUUAAUACAUCAAAGGAUUCACAUGAAGGGUUCAACUAUAGAACCCUUGCAUACGCCUAUGAAUUCCUAUAUCGUCGAUCAUGUUUUGUUUAAAUAUUUUAUAUCAUGACAAAAUAUAUUUGAUAAUUAUAUGUCAAAUAUUUUAUAAUCGGUCGAGUUUGAAUGUAUAUUUACCUGUUGGAUUUAUAAAGACUUUAAUACAUUUAAGGAUUCAAUAAUAGAACACUUGCAUACGGCUAUAAAGGUUUCUUUUUUGUUUUUGUUUAUUAAACCAAAGCUAUGUUAAGUUUUUUCCUCCCAAUCACGUAAGCAGUUCUAUGUUGUGAAGUGAUAAUUUUACGGGUUUAUCUUCCUAUGAUCUUCCACUUGAAGGUGUUUGAAGUUGUCUUAUUUAAGUGAAGAUUCUGCGUGUAUAUAUUUCUAUAAUGGCGAUAUGCAUGUAAAAAUUAAAAAUCAAAAACUCCUUUCUUCAACUUUAUUUUAUUUUCAGUGAGUGAAAUAAAUAGCCUUAAAAUUUAAUGAAUCUAUCACCAGCUUGUUUAUGAUCAUGUCUACCAUUUAUUUCCUAUUACUGAAAAUUUGGUUGGUUAUUCAUAUCCAGUUUUUGAAUGAUAAUAUUAUUUAAAAGCUGGGCUUCUAUAAUUGGGUUAAAAGUUCUUCUCGUCGUGAAAUUAAUUGUUUUGGACUUGCAAUUAUUAGUGAAUUAAAUUAUAUAAAUAAUUAUGAAAUUUACCUAAGUUAUGUAUUGAAACAGUUUUGUGCGAAUGCCUGUUGAUUCAUUCCAAAUUAUCCAAUCAAUUAUGUCAACAAACGAAUAAAUUUUCUUUCAAAAUUGAAUGAUUCUAUCGAAAAUUGAUGGGUUAUUUAUGUCAAAUUGAUCACAUGAUCAUAAACAAGAAGUUAGUGAUAGUAUUCAUUCAACGUUAUUUAUUUCACUCAUUCACUUGAAAAUUACAUUAUAAGUCGAAACAUGUGAAAAAUAAAAUAACGUUGAAAAACAGUACUUUGAUUUUUUAAUUUUUACAUAAAAACGAAUAGCCCUUACCAAGAAAGUGAAUAUUGGUGAUAAUCAGUUGUAGUAUAAUAUCCUAUUGUAAUCUCGUAAUUGAUCUUUGUUUUUGUUUAUUAAACCAAAGCUAUGUUAAGUUGUUAACUUUCUACUGCCCUAUUACUUUAUACACGGUAUUACAUACGUAAUCAAUGAAGCGGAGAUAUUAAGGAUUUAUAUUUCUAUGAUGUUGUAUUAGACAAUCUUCUACUUGAAGUUAUGCAAGGUUUAAAGUGAAGAUUAUAUGUGUAUUUUUUCUAUGAUGGUAUUAUCUACUUAGAGGUUGUAAUAAUGUGUAAAUAUUUUUACAAAUGAAAUACCGAACUGGUGAACAUUUUGCAUGUUUGAAUACUUGUAUCAUAUAAGUAUUAUAAUUGAAAUCUAUGUGUCAUUUGCAUUACGCAUCUCAUUGAUUUAUGGAACUUUGUAAAUAAGUGAAUGUUGUGAUAAAUGUUGUUGCAUUCCUGUUGUAAACUGAUGUUACCGUUAAUGAUCAGUUACCGUUCAGAAAAACGUGUCCUAAGAAGGACAUUGAUACUAUGAGUUCUACUGUAAAAA
Molecule: messenger RNA, 7762 nt
Organism: Nilaparvata lugens (brown planthopper)
Lineage: Eukaryota; Metazoa; Arthropoda; Insecta; Hemiptera; Delphacidae
Product: lysine-specific demethylase lid
Exons: 16
Coding region: 482-3883 (1133 amino acids)
Biological process (GO): chromatin remodeling
Cellular component (GO): nucleus
Molecular function (GO): DNA binding; histone demethylase activity
Source: RefSeq, a predicted model, not a curated record